Molecule: messenger RNA, 1324 nt
Organism: Calypte anna (Anna's hummingbird)
Lineage: Eukaryota; Metazoa; Chordata; Aves; Apodiformes; Trochilidae
Gene: NTMT2
Product: methyltransferase like 11B
Exons: 4
Coding region: 86-940 (284 amino acids)
Biological process (GO): N-terminal protein amino acid methylation
Cellular component (GO): cytoplasm
Molecular function (GO): N-terminal protein N-methyltransferase activity
Source: RefSeq, a predicted model, not a curated record
ACUGCCUCUGCCUCUCCAGAAGGACAGGUCUUUCAGAGAGCAGCAGCCACAGCAGCUGUCAGCCUUCACAGAAAACGUCUUCAUCAUGGCUUAUAAAGCAGCACAUUUGGCCUUUAAGUCGCGCUGGGACAAGACAGAUGAAGAACUCUGUAGGCAUAGCAUGUCCUUCAUUUUGCAUAAGGCAAUCCGAAAUGAUUUCUUUCAGAGUUACCUUUAUCUGCUGGAAAAGCUUCCCCUGGUGAAGCUGUACGCUUUGACAAGUCAAGUUAUCAAUGGGGAGAUGCAGUUCUACGCCAGGGCCAAACAUUUCUACCGGGAGGUGCCAGCCACAGAAGAGGGCAUGAUGGGAGACUACAUUGAGCUCUCCAAUAUAGACGUUGAAUCCUCCAGGGAGUUUCUCAGGAAUUUUGUUGGGGGGGUGGGGAAAGCUGACACCAACCGUGCCCUGGACUGCGGCUCCGGGAUAGGGCGUAUCAGCAAGCACGUCCUGCUGCCAGUUUUCAAGAGUGUGGAACUGGUUGAUAUGAUGGAGAAUUUCCUGGCUGAGGUCCCAAACUACCUGCAGGGCAAAGAGGACAGAGUAGAGAUGUAUUACUGCAAAGGCCUCCAGGAAUUCACUCCAGCUCAACAAAGAUAUGAUGUCAUCUGGAUUCAGUGGGUUUCAGGCUAUCUGACAGAUAGAGACCUCCUGAAGUUUCUGAUCCGGUGCCAGGAUGGUUUGAAGGAUAAUGGUGUUAUUAUUCUCAAGGACAAUGUGGCCAGGGAAGGCUGUGUCCUGGAUUGUCUGGAUAGCAGUGUGAUCCGAGACCUGAACAUCCUGCACAGCCUGAUUGCCAUGAGUGGCCUCACCAUCCUGAGAGAGGAGAGGCAGGAGGGCUUCCCUGAGCAGUGUGUCCCUGUCUGGAUGCUGGCCAUGCAGAAGGCUCCUGGCCAGUCCUGAUUGCAUCAAGAGCUGCAGAGACUGUGGGGAAGCCACAGGACUGGGAAGGAGAAAAGAAUCCACUGGAAUCCUCCUAACCAUGCACUGCUACUCCUGCAACUCUGGGACAACAACUCCUCAAGGACUGGAAGAGAAUUACACCUAAGCCAGCUUCUCCAGGGCAUAGUCUGCUUCUAAAUCCUGCCUGCUUCACCAUUCUCCCCUUUUUUUUUUUUUUUAAAGUCUUUCUCAUAACUCCUUGUCAGAUCUCUCUUUCAUUAAGGAGUCAAUACUGGACAGAACUCAACUAACAGAAAAUAAUCAGGUCUGAAUUUUGUGGCUAAUACAUUUUGGAGUGUUCUGUGUGAGGUGUUCAUGAAUAAACCUGGUUUUUACUAUGGCACU